AGUAAUAAAUUAGAUUAUAAAAAACUUAGACCUUUUGAAAUUAUUAAAAAAGUCUUACUAAUUAAUUACGAAUUAAGAUUACUAAAUACAAUACGAUACUAUCCCGUUUUUUAUAUUUUACUACUUAAACCUAUACUAAAAAGUUUAUAUAUAAAAAGUUAUAUUAUUAUUAAACUAAACUAA
Colletotrichum lupini is the source of this 183-nucleotide messenger RNA. RefSeq lists its product as uncharacterized. Lineage: Eukaryota; Fungi; Ascomycota; Sordariomycetes; Glomerellales; Glomerellaceae. The annotation marks the transcript as partial. The record is from RefSeq and is a predicted model, not a curated record. The transcript has a single exon.